This is a messenger RNA of Symbiodinium sp. CCMP2592, 1278 nucleotides long. The record is from the annotation of a GenBank genome assembly. Lineage: Eukaryota; Dinophyceae; Suessiales; Symbiodiniaceae.
AUGUUCCAGUGGAACUGGGGAAUCAUGUUGCUCUUGGUCUUUGCCGUUGGUGUUGACGGCAUGGAGGCCAAACAGGAGCCGGCAGAUGCCGACGAACACGAUUUGGAUGAUGAGUUCCUUGCACAGGUUCUCAGCGCAAGCCUCGGUGACCCGUGCAAGGUGGAAGAUCCGGCCUCAGAGGCUGUUGUCGCAGCCCCUGACGACCCUUACCUGGGUGGCAUUGACCUGGAUGACCUGGACGAGGUCAUCCGGGAGGGCGCUUCUCCUGUUGAGGGUACGGAAGGUGAGGAUGUUGGUAAUGGUGUCGUGGAAGCUGAGGAGAUUGCAGCUUCGCCCGACAAUUCGGACGACGGGUCCGUGGAAAUGGGCGAAGAGGUCCCAGGGGCACCAUUGCCGAACCCGUUGGGGGCAUUCCUGGCAGCCACUGAACACAUCGAUGUUGACCUGUUCGCAACUUACGCUCAAAACCCAGGUCUCUGGCAUCGCCUCAUCACCAAAGCCUGGAAACAGGCUGUUCGGCUACACCACCCUGAUGCCCAGGGCGGCCACAACCAGUUCCUUGACCUGACCGAAGCUAAGGAGACCUUGCUUGCUUGGGCGGCUGAGUUCACAGCCGUGAAGAAGGCUUGGCCUCAAGCGCAUCCCAAAUGUUUCUGCGACAGCUGUCGCGCACUCAUUCAACGCAUGCUGCUGUGCCCAAAGUGCCUGGGCCUCAAAACCAACACCGGCCAUGCAUGUGGAGCCUUUUCAAAGCAGUUUGGGAUAUUUCUCCGGACCGCAAAGCAUAAAGCCACCAUCCUGCACCUAGCCAUGCUGGUGGCCCACGGCCUUUCCGAGGAAAAGGCGAUUGAGGAGGUGAGGACUCAGCUGGCAUGCGACCAAGAGGCCGCAAAAACCAGGGCUGAGCUGGAAUCGGAGCUCGCCGAACAGGAACGGAAAAAGCGGCGCCAGCAGCAGCUGGCAGAUGCAACCACCGCAUCGGGCAGUUUGGGAUCCACCGCAUCUCCGGCGGCCGCUGGAGCCGCAGGAGAUAUUCCCGACGUCCCUCCGGGCUGGGUCGCUCCAGAUUGUCCACCAAACCUGGCCCUGGACCACCCUGGCCCGACUCAUGUAUGCCCCGUCUGCAACCAUAACAGCAUCCAGUGGGAAGCGGUGCGCAUGGCCACGGGCUUUCUUAAGCCCUGGUUGCGCUGCACGCGCUAUCCACGCUGUCCGUUUUCCUACAGCCCCCGACGUGGGGUCCAUCGAGACAGACGCCACCCAGAUCAGCGACACUAA